UCCUCUUUACACAACAAUUUUGUAUACACCACUCAUUAGCCCCAACACCAUUAGCUGAAAUAUAGUUCUGGUAACAGGAGUGUCAUGGAAGUUUGAUGGAAAUUUUACUGCUGUAUUUACAUCGGAUUACAAAAAUGGUUUCUCGCUUAUUUAUCAAUGCAUUAGGCUGGUGGCCAGGGUCAAGGCUUCUGUCUACCCAGGUCAACCACCAAAACCUACUGGCCAUUAGAAAUGAGUUGGUCAAAUUUGAAGGUGGAUCUGUAGACCUAGAGAUGGAUGACAACACAGGCAUAGCCACAAUCCUGAUCAAUAACCCAGCCAAACGCAACUCCCUCUCAGGUAAAAUGAUGGUUGAAAUGGCAGAUCAUAUCACCCAGUUAGAAAAAUGGUCAAAAGGAAAAGGUUUGAUUCUCGUGGGUAAAGAUGGCCAUUUUUGUUCGGGUGGAGACCUAGCUUUUGUCAAACAAGCUUUGCAUUUUGGUGAGGAAAUGGCCGCAUUCCAGCACCAUACAUUGACCAGACUCUUGAACCUGCCACUUGUCAGUGUAGCACUUUUACAGGGCCACACAUUGGGUGGGGGUGCUGAACUCUCCACGGCAUGUGAUUUUAGAGUUGUCUCCCCAACUGCAAGAGUUGGCUUCGUCCAGGCCAAAAUGGGUGUGACCACAGGGUGGGGGGCGACCACAAGACUAGUCCACUUGCUGGGCAGGAAAAAGACAUUGGACUUGUUGUGUUCUGCCAGAGUGCUGUCUGCUGAUGAUGCCUUGAGGAUGGGCCUGGUAGAGCACAUCCUACCCCAUUCACUGACUGUCACUCAAGAGAUGGCAGAGUGCACAAGUUGGCUUGCAUCCAACUACUGUCAGUUUGAUGCAGACAUCCUGCAGGCCACUAAAUCUUCUGUUGUCUUCUCAGAUUUACACGCUGAUAUUUAUACCUCUUUAAGUAAUGAGCGGCAAGUAUUUAAACACUUCUGGGGUGGGCCUGCACAGAAAGCUGCCUUGGCAGCCAAAAUAAAACAUAAAUAAGACAAUGGUGCUAGUCAGCUAGUUCAUGCUUUGUUAUAUUUGUAAUGUAUUUAUGCCAGGUAGUAUUUUUUUUUUUAAUCUGUAGCUAGUGUAUAUCCCCUUCCGGGGAACAGGGCAUUUCCCCCACGUCCAUUACCCCCCACCCAGUAGGACAUCAACCCCCGGACAGGGUUAGGGUUAAACCAAUGUCUAGCGUUGGUUUUGGUUUUGUAAGUUUUAGGCUAUGGUGGAUGCUUAGGUUUUGGUCUAUUUUACAAGCUUUUAUUUAACUCACUUCCUUGUCAGUCUGUCUGUCUAGAUUGAAACGCCCGAGCGAAAUUGCAGGCACUUCUACCUAACAGAUAAGGUUCGUAGUUGGAACAUGGGUAAAGACAUGAAGACAAUGCAUCAUGACAUUAAAUUUGACUUAAUUAAAUGCCUAAUUAAUUUCUUAUGAAUUAAUUAAAAUUUUGACCAAAUUAGUAGGCAGAUCUAUCCAACUACUCCACACGCAUCAGCACGUUCAAUAGCGCGUCAUCACGCU
Molecule: messenger RNA, 1548 nt
Organism: Physella acuta
Lineage: Eukaryota; Metazoa; Mollusca; Gastropoda; Physidae
Product: ethylmalonyl-CoA decarboxylase
Biological process (GO): fatty acid beta-oxidation
Cellular component (GO): cytosol
Molecular function (GO): catalytic activity
Source: RefSeq, a predicted model, not a curated record